AUGACAGAGCGCACACCUUUCGCACCAGAAAAGCCAACGGGCACUCAAGACUCUCCACCGGGGUCGAACACGACAGUGGCAUCACUCUCUACACCCAGUGCCACCAAACUCCAAGCCAUCGACGCGCAAGCCCCGGUCAAUGAUGGCUAUCCGCACGGUACUCGCUUGGCUGCCAUUGUUCUCUCACUCCUGCUGGUCAUGUUUCUGGUGUCUCUUGAUAACACCAUUCUUGGAACCGCUAUCCCUAAAAUCACCGAUCAAUUCCAUGACCUGAACAAGGUUUCAUGGUACGGAGCGGUAUACUUCAUGACCUUUGGCGGUGGGUUCCAAUCGACCUGGGGAAAGGUCUAUAAGUUCCUUCCCAUCAAACUUUGGUUCCUUAUCGGCUUGUUCAUUUUUGAGCUGGGAAGCCUCCUUUGUGGAGUCGCCCCAGAUCCCACAGCUCUGAUAGUGGGCCGGGCAAUUGCAGGGUUGGGCGGAGCUGGGGUGACGGUGGGAAUCUUCACCAUACUUGGAUUUGCCGCCCCUCCUGAAAAGCGUCCGCAGUUGUUAGGGUAUACCGGCGCCACAUACGGAAUCGCUGCCGUUCUCGGUCCCCUUAUCGGAGGCGCCUUUACCGAUCAGUGCUUCUACGUUAACCUACCCAUUGGGGGGUUUGCGGCGGUGAUUAUCCUCGUAUUCUUCCAGGCCCCGGCCAAUGCAAUGCCCGCGCGAGCCACUCUGCGCGAAAAGUUGUUGCACAUGGACUUUGUCGGUGCCGCUCUCGUGAUGGGAUUGAUCAUCUCAUAUAUCUUAGCACUGCAGUAUGGUGGUCAAACACAUUCCUGGAAGAGUAGCGUCGUGGUCGGCUUGCUGGUCGGUUUCGUUCUCAUUCUGGGGGUCUUCAUCACAUGGGAAAUCCACCAAAGAGAGCAUGGAAUGAUAGUUCCGCGACUGUUCAUGCAACGCUACAUCUUUGUCGGUUCCAUCUUCAUGUUCUUUUUCGGUGGCGCGUACUUCACAGUCUUGUAUUAUCUCCCCAUCUACUUCCAAAGUGUCUACAACAGUAGUCCCAUCGGAUCCGGGGUCAAGAUGCUUGCCCUCAUCAUUCCCUUGACGAUUGCCGCCAUUGUCCAAGGGGUCGCAUUAUCCAAGAUCGGCAUCGUGCCUUUAUUCUGGGUGAUUGGCGGCGCGAUAGGAACCAUCGGGUGCGGGCUCUUUUAUACCAUGGGCACCCACACUUCGACUGGCCAGUGGAUUGGGUAUCAGAUCCUGGUGGGAUUUCCGAUUGGGUGGACAUUUCAGGUCGCUCUUUCCAACGCACAGGUCCAUGCGGCACCCGAGGACAUGUCGCAAGUGGCGUCUAUUGUGAAUUUCUUCGUGACCGUCGGCGGGUCUUUCUUCCUGUCCGCCGCACAAUCCGCUUUCAACAAUCAGCUGCUCCAGGUGGUUACCCGCCGACUCCCCGAUCUGGAUCCAUCUGUGGUUCUGGGAAUCGGGGCCACGCAGAUUCGCCAAGCAUUCCCAUCCGCGCAAGUACCUGUCGUGAUUGACGCAUAUGUGGUUGGGUUGAAGGCGGUCUUCGCCAUCACAUUGGCGGCUUUUGGCCUCAGCACAAUCAUUGCUUUCUUUGGUAGCUGGAAGAGACUGCAUGGAGAGAGGUUGAACAAGGCUGCUGGAGGCGCAGUAUGA
Messenger RNA from Aspergillus fijiensis CBS 313.89, 1671 nucleotides. Its product is annotated as MDR family MFS transporter. Bases 1 to 1671 code for a protein of 556 amino acids. The transcript is spliced from 6 exons. Gene Ontology annotation, biological process: transmembrane transport. Lineage: Eukaryota; Fungi; Ascomycota; Eurotiomycetes; Eurotiales; Aspergillaceae. Gene Ontology annotation, molecular function: transmembrane transporter activity. The record is from RefSeq and is a predicted model, not a curated record.